Xyrauchen texanus (razorback sucker) is the source of this 2271-nucleotide messenger RNA. RefSeq names its product NADH-cytochrome b5 reductase 3-like. Bases 131 to 1045 code for a protein of 304 amino acids. The record is from RefSeq and is a predicted model, not a curated record. Gene Ontology annotation, molecular function: oxidoreductase activity; FAD binding. Gene Ontology annotation, cellular component: mitochondrion. The transcript has 9 exons. Lineage: Eukaryota; Metazoa; Chordata; Actinopteri; Cypriniformes; Catostomidae.
CAGCGAUGUUGCUCUUGAACACAAACCUCCCCGCCUGCAUGUCUAUGGGUGUGUCGACGUAUGUUUAGUCUGUUGAUUGUUACGAAGAUUCGUCUGGAGUCAAAAUCCUUGUUGGAGCAGAUCAGCAGUCAUGGGUUGUGCUAUGUCCACUACAUUAGCUGUGACAGCUGGAGUGGUGCUGGUCACAACAGCAGGUGUGCUGGGUUAUCUUUUUAUUAGCAGGAAAAGGAAACCACAGAUUACCCUGAUCAAUCCCUCUGAAAAAUACAAAUUGAGACUUGUAGACAAAGAGAUUAUAAGUCAUGAUACCCGGAGAUUUCGGUUUGCCCUGCCAAGCCCUGAGCAUGUCUUGGGGUUACCAGUUGGCAAGCAUGUUUAUCUCUCCGCCAGGAUUGAUGACAAUUUGAUUGUGCGUCCCUACACACCAGUUUCCAGCGACGAUGACAAAGGAUAUGUUGACAUAGUUGUUAAGAUUUAUUUCAAGAAUGUGCACCCAAAGUUUCCUGAAGGAGGAAAGAUGUCCCAGUACCUGGAGAGUUUGAGGAUUGGAGACUUGAUCGACUUCAGAGGACCAGGAGGUUUGCUGGAGUACAAGGGACAAGGUCAGUUUGCCAUACAGGCUGAUAAGAAGGCCCCUGCUGAGAUCAAGACUGCCAGAACAUUAGGUCUUAUAGCUGGAGGAACGGGCAUCACUCCUAUGUUGCAACUGAUCCGGGAUAUUAUGAAGAACCCAAGUGAUGCAACUACUUGCAGCCUGCUAUUUGCCAACCAGACUGAGAAGGACAUUCUGCUGAAGGAUGAUCUGGAGGAGAUACAGGCAAGGCAUCCGGAUCGCUUCAAACUCUGGUUUACCGUGGACAGAGCACCUGAAGACUGGGAAUACAGCCAGGGCUUCAUAAAUGCUGAGAUGAUUCAGGAGCAUCUGCCACCACCCAGUGAUGAGUGUAUGAUCCUGAUGUGCGGCCCACCUCCCAUGAUCCAGUUUGCCUGUAAUCCCAACCUGGACAAACUGGAUUACCAGCAAAGCCAACGCUUUGCCUAUUAGAAAUGUCUUGAUGUUCAGGGCCCAGUCCACAAAUGACUCCAAAGAUGCUAACACUAAAUUAUCACAUAUUCAUGUUUAAGCAAAUAUGGUAUUACAAAUGUGGUCUUGUGUAGAUCAUAACCUUUUUAUGGAGGCUAUAUAAUCUAUAUUGAUUGCUUAAAGGAAUAGUUCACCCAAAAAUGAAAAUUGUCUCAUUAUUCACUUACCUUGAUGCCAUCUCAGGCUCAAUACAUGUGUAUGACUGUCUUUCUUCAGCAGAACACAAAUAACGAUAUUUAGAAGAAGAUAGACCUCUGUCAGUUCCUUAUAAUGCAAGUAAACGGGUGCCAGCAGUUUGAAGGUUCAAGUCGAUAAGUAAAAUGUUUUUACCUUUAAAUUGGCGCUUUGGUCCAGGGUUUUGAUGCUUUUUGAAAUAGCCGAACUAUCGCGUGACAUUCGUUCUUCUGUUGUAAAUAAACUCGCCGACGUGCUUGCGACACCUAAGUGAUGCAUCAAUUGCUGGCAGGAAGUGCUUUUUAAAAGUUAACAAUAUUUGAAUUAUCUAUUUUUUACGCAAAGGUAUCGAUUUGCUUCAGAAGACUUUCAUUGAUCGACUGGAGUCGUAUGGAUUACUUUAAGCUGCCUAAAAGUUACUUUUGGACCUUCAAUGUGCUGGCACCCAUUUAAUUGCAUUAUAAGGACCUGACAGAGCUAUAUCUUCUUCUAAAAACCUAAUUUAUGUUCUGAUGAACAGUUUUACACAUCUGGAAUGACAUCAGGGUGAGUGAAUAAUGAGAGAUUUUUUUAUUUCUGAGUGAACUAUUACUUAAAGUGCUAGCCUGUCCAAUAGUUAUUGGUCCAUCACAUUUAAAGUCCUUAAUACAAUGCAGAGACUGUGUGCCCUCCACUGAGGCUUGAUAUUCACCAUUGUGGCUUGGGUUUGGCUGCUCUAAAAGCGCAGAAUAAUAUGCUGAUACUACAAAUAGCCCCAAUCUAAUGCACUUAAAAAUGCACGUGUAUUAAGACACUGAAUUUAUUGCUGAAUAUUAUAUUUGUUACGUCACUUGACUGGGAUAAAUAAUUGUGUGUGUACAAUGUUAUUAUGCAUUUGCCGUCACUGGAGUAUUUUUGUAUGCAUGCUGCACUCCAGAUAUUUAUCUUGAAUUUCAAAUGCAAAGAACUUGUUUUAUACCUAAUGCACUAAAGAGGAAAAACAAAGAAAUGCUUAUUAAACUAGUUUGCAUCUG